GUUUUUUCCACUUGCGGAUUUUUCGUUGUGCGCGUGUUUUUCACUCGUUUCAGCUGCAUUUGCGGCCGCUGUGCAACGCCGGCGAAUCGAGAUGUCAUUGGCCUAGUCCGCGGCCACCUGCGAAGCCAGUCCGACCCGAAAAAGUUCGUCUAGAAGUGAUAAAACAUAUGCUUGCUUUACGAUUUAAUAAAUAUUGGUGGCGUGUUUUAUGGUACCAAUUAUGAGCUAAACUCAUCCUUAGACCCCAUUUAUGGAUUUAACCAAGUAUAAACCCUUUUUUGGAGCAAUCGGGUUAUUGGCCCACUCGAUAGUCUUUUCCAGAGGCCGAGGGUAUUUUGUGCAGUUCCUGCUACGGUCACUCUGGGCGUUUAGCGAAGAUUAUUUUGUGCUAAUUUUGAGCAGAAAUCGAACCAACAGCCGUGUUAAUUGGAAAGGAGUGGAGUUCUUAGGAGCUGUUACACCUGGCGGAAAUAGAGGGCAAAAUUGUAAAAUAGAAGCCGAAAGCAACUGCGAAAUGAACAAGGCUGACGUCAACCGCCGUGUUUUGGCCAUUCAGGCGAAGAAGAAACGCCAUAAGAACAACAAGAAGCGGGGCAAGCAGAACGGCCAGGAGCAGCAGUCGAAUCCCGGCCAGAACUUGAAUCCCAAUUCCCAGUCGAAUCGGAGCAGCGAGAACUUGCAGGCACCGGAUAAUGCUAAUAAUAGCCAUGCGGAUGCGCCCAUUUCGGCCGCCUUUAGGAAGGUCACUGCAACGGCAACGGCCUCCACAUCCAGCGGUGGAUCAGGAGGCACCCCCGAACAAUAUCCACCAUCCCAGUCGCAGUCGCAGUCUCAAGUGCAGGUCAAGUCCAAGUCAAAAUCAUCCAACUCACAGAAGGAGCACCUGCAGCAGCAGCAGCAGCAGCAGGCACCGCGGAGCAGCUCCAACGAGUCGUACGAAUCCGAGCUGAACAGCGAGAACGAGGAGCAGGAGCUCAAGGAGGACUACUGCAAGGGUGGCUACCACCCCGUCAAUAUCGGUGACCUGUUUCAGGGGCGUUACCACGUCAUCCGAAAAUUGGGCUGGGGCCACUUCUCCACCGUCUGGCUGUGCUGGGAUCUGCAGGAGAAGAGCUAUGUGGCAAUCAAGAUUGUCAAGUCGGCGCCGCACUUUGCUGAGACGGCCAAGGAUGAGAUUAAGAUACUCAGGACGGUGCGCGAGACGGAUCCAUCGAAUCCACGUCGCCAGAAGACAGUCCAAAUGCUGGACGACUUCAAGAUCACCGGCGUUAAUGGCACCCACAUUUGUAUGGUGUUCGAGGUGCUCGGCGACAAUUUGCUAAAGCUCAUCCGGAAGUCCAACUACCGCGGCAUCCCGUUGGGCAACGUAAAGACCAUCACCCGUCAGGUGCUGGAGGGUCUGGACUAUCUGCACACAUGCUGCAAGAUUAUCCACACGGACAUUAAGCCCGAGAAUGUGCUACUGUGCGUGGACGAGCCGCAUGUCCGUUCGCUGGCCACUGAAGCCACCCAGCUGUACUGCAUGAACUCCAAGAUGUAUCCGUCAUUGGUGAGCCGAGCGCCCAAGGAAUAUCGCGAGCCGCCCAUCACUGGCAAAAUGAGCAAGAAUCGAAAGAAGAAGCUCAAGAAGAAGGCCAAGAAGCGCAUGGAGCUGUUCAAGAAGCAGAGGGACUACCUGGAGCAGGCGGGCGGCCAGACGGGCGAGGGCCAGGAUGCUGGCGAGGAUCAGACGGACUUCGGCGUUAACCAUAAUGAGGUGCAGAACGGCGAUGCUGGCAUCUCCGAUGGGGAUGAGUACUUUGAGGUGAAGCAGGAGCUGGAGGACAAUGAAGAUGACGAUGAUGAGGAUGUAGCUGCUGAGCAGCCAAUACGCAAGGAGCGCCACGAGCGAAAGGAGCGUCCGGAGCGCAAGGAGCAGGCACAGCAGCAGGAAUCGCUGGCUGAGGGCGCUGACAAAGCCAAAAAGAAGAAGAAAAAGAAGAACAAAAACAAAUCUAACCAGCUGCAAGCUCAGCAGCCUCCGCAACUGGAGAACUCCACGAGCAGCGGCGACAGCAGCAGCGCCCUCAAGAGCCACCAGACCAAUGGCAGCAGUAGCAUUAGCAACAGCAACUCCAACAGCAACUCGAGCGGCACAUUGAAAGGACAAUCAAACGGCAAGAAGAUGCCGUUGCGACCCAAGCAGGAUAAACAAUUGGAUAAGCAGCAGCAGUCAUCGAAUCAGCAGCUGAACAACAACAACUCUAGUUCUAAGCCCAACUCGAAUAGCAAUUCGAAAAUCUCAAGCGGUUCCGUGGAGAACUCAUCGUCGGCCACCAAUGGACCGUAUUCUGAGCCCAUGCUGCCACCGCCUCCUCCGCCACCGCAAGCAAAACACAGGGCCCGACGAGAUCCGGCGCUGGAGGAAUGCAGCGUUUUCGUUAAGAUCGCCGAUCUGGGCAACGCUUGCUGGGUGGAUCGCCACUUCACCGAGGACAUACAGACGCGCCAGUAUCGGUCGCUGGAAGUGAUUCUCGGUUCCGGCUACGAUACCUCGGCGGACAUUUGGAGCACUGCGUGCAUGGUGUUCGAGCUGGCUACCGGCGAUUACCUGUUUGAGCCGCACUCCGGCGAUACCUACUCCCGCGACGAGGACCAUCUGGCCCACAUCAUCGAGCUGUUGGGUCCCAUUCCGCGACACAUUGUGUUCCGCGGCACCUAUGCUCAGCAGUCGUUUAACCGGGCCGGCGAACUUCGGAACAUCACUGGCCUUAAACCCUGGGGCCUAAUGGACGUUCUGCUGGAGAAGUACGAGUGGUCGCAGAGUGAGGCGGAGUCUUUUGCUUUGUUCCUCAAGCCCAUGCUGGAGUUCGAUCCGGCCAAGCGGGCCACCGCCGCGGAGUGUUUGCAGCACCCGUGGCUUAGAUAAGAUACGAUGCAGCCUGGUUGUUGGCUGCGUGCCACCCAGCCAGCAACAGCAGAUGAUGCGGGAGCAGAAGCAGGAGCAGGGACGACAGCACUAAGAGCGGGAUCACCGGUGGUAACGGCGAAAGGAGGAGUUGGCGGGGGCUUUGUGGAAUCUUCGGCAUCGGUGGCUACUUUGGCUUCCAUCUCAUCAAUCGCUUCCACGUCGGCGGCAGCAAUGGCGGCGCUUAAGGCCCGUCCCUAUCUGGUUGCACCAUUCGUGACCACAGCCUCAGCACCACCCACACCGCAGCCCCACAUAUCCAUUUCAACGAGCACGGCCCGCACAGCGCCAGCCACGCCAACACGUCGUUGCACCGCCCCCGAGGAGGAUCUGGAUUUGGUGGAGGACUUUGAUGUGGCACUUGCUCAGAUGGAGGAGCCGCAGACGCAUGCCAAGACCAAGUCUCAGCGCUUUUUCUGGCGCAAGGCGCUACGCCGCGUCUUCCAACGACGCAAGUGACGGCGUCGCCGGCAGGACCUGCCCCGCUGGCAUCGUCCCGCCCGUCGCUGCCGUCGCCGGAACCUGGCCGAGCGGGUGAGGCGCAUCUGCGCCUGCUGUGCCUACGGCCAGAUCCUGCUGCGUGCAGCCCGCGUGGCCCUGCUCAGCUGCAUCCGCUGGCGAACCCGUGGCAACAUACGCAACAACAACUUUUACUUCAGCAACCACUAAAGCAUCAGCAUCAGAAGCCAGCCAGCCAAGCAAAAAGUCGUCUCCAGAGCAACAGUCGCUAAUCUCCGUGCUCCAGCUUACUCGAGUUAUGUUUAAAGUUAAUGAACAACCAUUCGAUAUAGUUUUACACACGCCAGCGCUUAAUUUAUUUCCUGUGUUUUACAUCGACAAUUAGACUAUUUUUGUUGCUUCAUAUGGAAUUAUAAAAUGUAUUACCGCCUACACCUACACGAACACUUCCCCACGAAUCCUGUACAUAUAGGGUCGAUAGUGCUCGAUCCCAUUAUUCAGUUUAGUUGAAGCGACGCAUAAGAAAGCGAGAGUAUAGCGAUAGCGCAUGCCGCAUACAAACCUAAAUACAUAGGCAUAUAUCUGUUACUGUACAUUUAGCCAAGAGGCGAAUCGGCAAAUACACAUUUAUAGCGUACAUAGUUAAA
Molecule: messenger RNA, 4053 nt
Organism: Drosophila subpulchrella
Lineage: Eukaryota; Metazoa; Arthropoda; Insecta; Diptera; Drosophilidae
Gene: SRPK
Product: SRSF protein kinase 3
Exons: 6
Coding region: 251-2908 (885 amino acids)
Biological process (GO): spliceosomal complex assembly; protein phosphorylation; regulation of mRNA processing
Molecular function (GO): protein kinase activity; ATP binding
Source: RefSeq, a predicted model, not a curated record